AUGCGCAUUGCGCCCGACAAAACCACUGCCAUUGAAAAGCAUAACGCUAUCCUCUCCAAGGAAACCCUGCGAUCGCGCACACAGAUGGCUGCAAAUCGGAGACAGGUGUCGGUGUCGCAGCGAUUACCUCGGCUGGGUCGCUUUGAGAGGUUUUGGGUCCUUCGCCGACGCUACGCAGUGCAAUUUCACGCCUGGACCAGCCACCGCACUGACCAUCGCCUUCCUCACUAUAGCACGGCGGUCGAAGCCCGCGUACUGGAGGAACCUAUCGACAACGCCAAAAACGAUAAGACCCUAUACAAUAUUAUCGCUUGGCAUAAUCUUGCCCCCGAUCCCCCUGUCUCUCCCCUCGAAACGGAUAGCCAAGCCUUCGAGACCACCUCGGACAAGGCCGAGGCGCUCCGGAGACAUGAGGGAGAAGAAUACCUACUCGGGCCCCUCGAAGUAUCGAUCGAAGAGGUGGAGCGGAACACUAUCGGGGUCACUAGCACCUCCCCCGUAGCCGACCACAUCGCACUCCGGUUACUCGAGGCAUGCAGGCAUCAGUGCGGGGACACGACUCCGAUACACCCUCGACAUAAUCCCGGCCUCAAGGCCGACCCCCGUGCGGCUUUGGCUCGGGCUGUAUUGAUAGCACCUCGGUCGUCUGGUGCAUCCGCGGAAAUGCCCCAGUCACGUCACCAUGGGUUUUCCGCCACUGCCAUGCCGCGAUGGUCAAGCGCGACAUACGAGCACGGUAAGCCCCAGGACAUGCCAGCAUGGAAGAAAACGAAGCCACUGAUCAGCUUGCCAACGGGGAUGCCUUCUCCCUCCCCGCCCCAUGAUGACCCCCACGCAGACUGUCUGCGCACCGCGGCCACUACAGAACGGUGCAGCAGGCCUGGUGGAUCACGGUCUCUCACAAAUUUUUCAACUGGCAUCGUCAAUAGGCGCUUCAAUCAUGAGGACGCUCAACUUAACCGCUCCUUUCGGCGUAACAAGACCUCUGACCAUAUCGCCUUCUGCAGGCUCGCUAAACGGUCUUUCCGCGGCAUUGGCCGCAGCGACCCCCCUCCUCUGCCCUCGACGAAUCGCCGUGAGGCGAUUGUGUAUCUACUCUCCCUCGAACUGGCAGAAUACCAUAGGCCCCAACCAACCCCUUAA
Penicillium alfredii is the source of this 1143-nucleotide messenger RNA. RefSeq lists its product as uncharacterized. Lineage: Eukaryota; Fungi; Ascomycota; Eurotiomycetes; Eurotiales; Aspergillaceae. The transcript is spliced from 4 exons. The coding region runs from base 1 to 1143 and encodes 380 amino acids. The record is from RefSeq and is a predicted model, not a curated record.